AUGGCGACAGCGGGCAAGCAGCAGGUCAUACCAGAGAGCGAGCGACUCAACGUCGCGGUGGGGUUCAUUAAUCAGAUCGAGGCGCGUCGGCUGGUGCAGCUGCUGACGCGGGUAGUGCGCGGGCUGCACAUUAAGAACGGCCGCCCCUUCAAUGCGACCGAGGAGGAGCAACUCCAGAAGGUGUUCGGCUUCAGCGCCUCCGAACUGCAGCUUGUCAUCGACUCGUGCUCCUUCAUCUUCGAACGUGCCGCCUACUUCUCGCUCGCAACUUCCGCGCGGCUCGGGAACGAGCUCAGCCAAUCGCUCACAUCGCCCUCUCUCGGCGAUGAUCAGUUGGCCGCCUUCAAACACGUGUGGGAGCACGAGCGAGAGGGCUUGCUCGACAAACUGAGGCAGCACUCGCUCAGCCCUCACCAGCUCGACAAGAUCCAUUGGCGACUGCAGCUCGUCCCUGGCAGCAAGAAGAAAGGCGACACUGGCAAGCAGCAUCCGAUCCCACAGCCCAGCGCCAUCUUCCAGAUGCGAAUCAACAACGCGAAUGCGGUCGACGAGGAGGACGGCAAGGCGGAGGAGAUGGUGAAUGUCGAGUUCAACCACGCCGAACUGUACAGCUUUUUCAACAAAUUGGAGGCCAUCCAAGAGCAGCUUGAUGCCUUGGGCUGA
Molecule: messenger RNA, 663 nt
Organism: Acanthamoeba castellanii str. Neff
Lineage: Eukaryota; Discosea; Longamoebia; Acanthamoebidae
Product: HCaRG protein
Exons: 2
Coding region: 1-663 (220 amino acids)
Source: RefSeq, a predicted model, not a curated record